Messenger RNA from Pseudoliparis swirei, 1206 nucleotides. It is a transcript of the gene htr7c, whose product is annotated as 5-hydroxytryptamine (serotonin) receptor 7c. Lineage: Eukaryota; Metazoa; Chordata; Actinopteri; Perciformes; Liparidae. Gene Ontology annotation, cellular component: dendrite; plasma membrane. Gene Ontology annotation, biological process: G protein-coupled receptor signaling pathway, coupled to cyclic nucleotide second messenger; circadian rhythm; chemical synaptic transmission. The record is from RefSeq and is a predicted model, not a curated record. The transcript is spliced from 2 exons. Gene Ontology annotation, molecular function: neurotransmitter receptor activity; G protein-coupled serotonin receptor activity. Bases 1 to 1206 code for a protein of 401 amino acids.
AUGUACAAUACUUCGGAAAUUGAGCUCACUUUUAAUAAGAGGGAGGAUAUUUCCGAAGUUAUCAAUGGCACUCUGCAGCUUUUCUACAACGUCCUCGUCAACAUCAGUCCCACAGCCAUGUGGAACGAGUCGUGCGGGGAGCAGCUGCAGGAUUUCGGGCACCCGGAGAAGAUCAUGAUCGGGGUGAUGCUGGCGAUCAUCACGGCGGUCACCGUCAUGGGGAACACGCUCGUGGUGAUCGCUGUGUGCGUGGUGAAGAAACUGAGACAACCUUCAAACUACCUUCUGGUAUCUCUCGCCGUGGCGGACCUGUCGGUGGCCAUAGUUGUGAUGCCUUUUGUAAUAGUGACCGACCUGACUGGGGGCAAGUGGCUUUUUGGAGAGGUGUUCUGUAACAUCUUCAUCGGCAUGGAUGUAAUGUGCUGCACUGCCUCCAUCAUGACCUUGUGUGUUAUCAGCGUCGAUAGAUAUCUGGGGAUCACGCGGCCUCUCACCUACCCAGCCCGGCAGAACGGUCAGCUAAUGGCAAAGAUGAUCCUGGGAGUGUGGCUGGCGUCAGCAUCCAUCACCCUGCCACCUUUCUGUGGCUGGGCCAAAAACGUCCACACAGCCGGUGUGUGCCUCAUUAGCCAAGACUUUGGCUACACCAUCUAUUCCACAGCUGUAGCCUUCUACAUCCCCAUGCUGGUCAUGCUGGUCAUGUACUAUAAGAUCUUCAAGGCAGCGCGCAAGAGCGGCGCCAAGCACCGCUUCACCGACCUUUCACGCCGCGGCCGCCUCGCAACAGUAACCAACGAGGCGCUGCGAAUGCAGGGCCUAAAGCCGCCCGGUGUGGUGGAGGAGUGCGCAGCCUUUUCCCGCCUGCUGAACCGCGAGCGCAGGAACAUCUCCAUCUUCAAGCGGGAGCAGAAAGCGGCGACAACGCUGGGGGUGAUCGUGGGGGUGUUCGCCGUGUGCUGGCUGCCGUUCUUCAUCCUGUCCACCGCCAGGCCCUUCAUCUGUGGAGUGGAGUGUAGCUGCGUGCCCAUCUGGCUGGAGCGCACGCUGCUCUGGUUAGGCUACGCCAACUCCUUAAUGAACCCCUUCAUCUACGCCUUCUUCAACCGAGACCUGCGCUCCACUUAUCGCGACCUUCUCCGCUGUCGUUAUCGCAACAUCAACCGCAGACUAUCUGCUGUGGGCGUGCAUGAAGCUCUGAAGGUUUAA